UGCCCCUUUGUGCCAGCGAGAGGAGCUCAGAUUCAGUAGCUGCCUGGUGGACUGGUUGAGAUGCUACUAUAAGAAGGACUGUGGACGAGAGUACAUGUUGAUGAAAUUGAUCUGUUCAGUGAGCUCGAACCAGAGCAGCUCCAGCCAUGAGUACCCCGACUGCCGUGACGGGGGCAGUGAGGCCAGCCUGCUGGUGUCCCCUCUGGUGGUGGCGGGCAUCGUCAUCGGCCUGGUGCUCUUCCUCUCCUGCGUCACCAUCAUCGUGGGCAGCCUGCGCAAGGACAGCCGCCUCCGCAACCCGCACUUGCGUGCCAGCUACGCCCCUGAUGGCUUCUCGUAUGGUGGCUCUAUUGGUGAGCUGAGGUCCACCUGCAUUGAGGAGUUCCCCCCUGCGUUUGACUUUGACUCUUAUGUGGAGACGCUCUCACAGGUCAAUGUCAUGUACCCAGACUCACCGCCAUGUUAUGACGAAUGUGUGGGACCGGGUGCGACGCAGAUCUACGUCCCCACCGACGACCCCCCGCCGUACUCCCUGAUGGACCCCUGCCAGGGCCGAGAGGACCAGCCGGACCUCCACACCUACCUGGAGAUGGGCGAGCCGUCCGCCGGCGGGGCUUCCUGGGUGGCUGCGGGCGGAGCCUCCCAGUACCCAAUCAGACUGUGCGAGCUGCGGCGGCAGCCAAUCGCCUCCAUCUCCCUGUCGGCGCUGCCGCUGGAGGAGGCGCCGCCGUACGAGGCGGUGGUGCGCGGCGGGCCGGGUCAGAACCAGCCCAUCCCCCUGAUGCCCAUGGAUCUGCUGAAGCACACGGCGGAGGAGAGCAGCAGCAGCCCACAGCACGCAGUGUCAAACAGAAUCCUCUAGAAUAACCCCCUCCAACCCCCCCUCAACCCCCCCUCCUCUUCUAGAAUCCCACCUUCUCCUUGUGUCGGGUCCUCUGUGUAGCUUCACUCUCUCUGGCUGAAACAGCACCCACUAGUGUUCGUAGAGGGUACUGCAGAACAUUCGCAGAGCACAGCAGUAAACUGUAGCAGAGUGAAACUGAGUCUUCACCCCUCACAAGCCAAACAUGGCCCACCACCGCACUCUAGACCCUUGGAUUCCACUGAGCCCAAUGGCAGGCUGCCAUCGCUUCACAUCCCCUCCCUGCCACCGGGGGCACUGCAGCACAGCGACAUUCUGUGGGCCGCGCUGGAGGUGAGCGUAGCAGAGGACACUUGAGACUUCACUGGGGGUGCCUCUCAUUUGGGCUUUUAUACGUCCUCCCUCGCGCCUUGAGCCUCGAUCCUCACUGAUCUACAUAAAGAGUGAUGGGGCGAAAACAAUGGGAUAGUCUAUCCAGUGUUAGUUAUAGAUCAGUGGGAACGCCCCUCGAGGAUCGAGCAUCGAGGAUCGAGGAGGCAUGUUGAGAAGCACCUUGUAUGUCCAUUCUCAUGCAGCCUAAACUCUGUUGUCUUCAGUGUGUAUGUGUCUGUGCGUGUUGGAGUAUGUGUGUGUGCCAGUGUGCCAGUGUGUGUGUGGGUGUGUGAGAGAGAGAGAGAGAGAGAGAGAUAGAGAGAGAGAUUGUCCAUGUGGGUGUGUUUAAACAGCUUAACUUUCCAACUGUAGUCAUUUUGGAUUUACUUGCAGUGACUUGAUCUGAUGAGCCACAUAGGCCCUAAAAGGCUCAAAUUCCCACACAGAUAUGUAUAUUAGUAUUUGUAUUGUAUCAGGUCCACAACUCCACACUAAUCUAGAUCCAUAAUAACGUAAAUAACAGACGUAGGGGAUUCCACAAAGCUACACGAAUUAGAAAGUAGCUCCUCACUUUGUCUUGUUUUGUAGACAUUUGUGUAGUUUUUGUCUGCCUUUUGUCUGCUUACCAUGU
This is a messenger RNA of Sardina pilchardus (European sardine), 1865 nucleotides long. RefSeq names its product brain expressed, associated with NEDD4, 1 (gene bean1). The coding region runs from base 95 to 862 and encodes 255 amino acids. Lineage: Eukaryota; Metazoa; Chordata; Actinopteri; Clupeiformes; Clupeidae. The transcript is spliced from 4 exons. The record is from RefSeq and is a predicted model, not a curated record.